AGAGUAUGCUAUUCGUCCAAGUUUUUUUUAUAUCCUUGAUAUCCUUAUCCUUGAUUAACUUCGGCAUCUGUAGAAGAUCCUCAAGUAAGUGCUUAAGGAGGAUCAGCAUGCGGUUGCUUAUCAAGAUACCUGGUCGCCGAACCCCUUCAUCACCACGUUUCGGGUGAUGUUUCAUCUCAAAAUUGUCUACGACUCAUCUCGCUGUCACCGAUCAAUCAAUCAAAACCUUCAAUCCUCACAUCCAAACUCGGCAUUUCACCACGUCGACUCGAUAAUCACUUCCUAACAAUCAAAUCUUCCUGUCGACAUGUCUCCAAACUUCCCCAACCUCCUGUCCCCCGCCUUCCUAACCUUCUCCACCUGUCCUCUAAACCCCACCGUCGAUCCCUCACGCACUGCACCUACCGUUGAAGCAUCACCCGGAACCCCCCGACAAACAUAUCUUUUAGCAACAAUAUCCCAAAACAUGACACUCUCCACAACUCCUACUUUUAUUUGCACAGAUUCGGCUAGCGUGUCAUUUGCACUAACGGUUAUUCUCGAGGCGCCAUUAACGCCUGCGCAAUUGGAGGGGAGUGUGACUGGAAACGGAAAUGGGAGUAGAGGUGGGGAUGAGUUUGAUAUCAAGAAAUUAAAGAAAGGGCAUACGGUUGUGGUGCCGAAUCCGAGGAGACACGGGGUCCGGGAGGGAAAACAGGGAUAUAUCAGGUGCGCGUGGGAUGAUCUUGCUGUGAGUUAUUUUUUUGGUAUUCUAUGCAGAUUCGAUUCAGGGACUGAUGGAGGAGGACAGAUUAUCCCGGCAUCCUUGGAAAGACUACUAGGAAUAAGUAAGAGGUUUCUUGACGCUUCAGAAAACAUCGAAGAAAACAGCCGAGGGAACCGGGUGACAUGUCAAUCGUGUGAGAGAAGAGGCAGUGAAGAGGAACUCUCAAGAUGUAAGGGUUGUAGUGAAGUUUGGUACUGUGGAAAGGUAGGUUCCAAAUCUGAAGAGAGUAGUUUCCAAAGUUUGGAUGAGUUGACCACAAAAUACAGGAAUGCCAGACAGAAGGUUGGAACAGUAAAGGUCACAAGAGCGAGUGUAAGAUUCUGCAAACGGUAGGUGGCAUGGACCUGAGUGUUUAGGUUGUAGGACGAAAAGAGGAUCUAUUGUGCCCAAUCAUUAAGGGAGGUUGUGAGGUUGUGGUAAUGGGUGUGUUUUUAAUGGCAAGAGUAAGGACGAAAGAGUAUAGGGCCAUAAUAAAUGACAAAUGACAUACCGGUAGUCAAUGCAGUAAGGAAGACUUCGUCAAAAAGGUAUCGUGUUCUUCAAACUCUCAAACAUUUUUAUGAUUUACUC
Messenger RNA from Sclerotinia trifoliorum, 1336 nucleotides. Lineage: Eukaryota; Fungi; Ascomycota; Leotiomycetes; Helotiales; Sclerotiniaceae. The record is from the annotation of a GenBank genome assembly.